AUGCUUGCCAACGCCAAGCUCGUCGUUCUCUCCUUCGCCCUCGCCUUCGCCGGCGUUACCGCCCUUCCGCAGGGCGCGACCUCAACAGAUGUCGUACUUCCAACGGGUACGGGCCUCUUCGCUACCUCCCCAACUUCUCCCACUUAUGCUCCCUUCAUAGAAACGAUCCUCAGUGACACAUCGAUCGUGGUGCCCACAGGCACUGACACCGCGACCAUACCCGCUUCCGCUUCCACGUCGGUACCCACAGACACGGCUACCUCCGCUCCUACGGAAAGCACCGACACGCUGCUCACGAACACUGACACGGUGACGACGUCGGUGUCCGGCGUGGACCCUUCUGGCACGAGCACCGCACUCUCAUUAUCCGACACGGGUCUUCCAGUCUCUGGCUCCGUCUCGAGCACGGGAGGCGUCUCGACCACCGUCGCAUUCACCACUACGACGCCAGCCUCGAACAGUGUGUCGGGAUCGCGUUCGGGAACCGGAACCUCCGCCGCUGCGAGCAGCACGAGCACGGGCACAAACAACAACGGCGCUGUGGCCCAGGGCCUUUCAGGGCUGACGUCUGUUGGGGUGGCUGUCCUCGGGGUGCUCGCGGGUGCUGGGCUCGCGCUGUGAGCUAGAAGCGUGCGAUGGACUGUUUACGAUGGACUUCUUGAGAGAUCUUGGACUACUAUUGUAGCUAUGGUGUGGGCAUGGACUCC
Molecule: messenger RNA, 707 nt
Organism: Dichomitus squalens LYAD-421 SS1
Lineage: Eukaryota; Fungi; Basidiomycota; Agaricomycetes; Polyporales; Polyporaceae
Exons: 1
Coding region: 1-621 (206 amino acids)
Source: RefSeq, a predicted model, not a curated record